Sebastes umbrosus (honeycomb rockfish) is the source of this 2291-nucleotide messenger RNA. RefSeq names its product calpain small subunit 1-like. Gene Ontology annotation, molecular function: calcium ion binding. NCBI's taxonomy places the organism in Eukaryota, Metazoa, Chordata, Actinopteri, Perciformes, Sebastidae. The coding region runs from base 186 to 836 and encodes 216 amino acids. The record is from RefSeq and is a predicted model, not a curated record. The transcript has 11 exons.
AGACGGAAACAACAGUGAGGUUAUCCUCUCGCCUCUCAGUUCGUCUCUGCAGCGUCAGUUGACGGACGGACCCUGCUGUUAGCUGUUAGCUGUUAGCUGUUAGCUGUUAGCUGAGUUCAGAGCAGCUGAACUUGAAUAACCUCCUAUCGACUCUACAAAGAGCUGCUUCCUCACGUUGACAGAAGAUGUUUUUCGCCAAAAAACUCAUCGGUGGCAUCAUUGAUGUUGUCAGCAACAUCGACCCAGCCCAGUUUGUGCCCUCUGACCCUCCUCCACCACGCCGGCCGCUUGCAUAUGCUGAGCAUCAUGAGAACGAUGAGGAGAAACAGUUCCGCAGAGUCUUCCAGCAGCUCGCUGGAGAGGACAUGGAAGUGAGCCCAACUGAGCUGAUGAACAUCCUAAACAAAAUCGUUGGAAAGCGUGGAGACCUGCAGACAGAUGGUUUCAGCAUUGAGUCUUGUAGGAGCAUGGUGGCAGUCAUGGAUAGUGACAGCACUGGGAAACUCGGCUUUCAUGAAUUCAAACACCUCUGGAACAAUAUAAAGAAAUGGCAGGGAGUGUACAAAUCCUAUGAUACAGAUGGCUCUGGUGUCAUCGGUGCACAUGAGCUGCCCGCCGCUUUCGGAGCUGCUGGCUUCCCCCUCAAUGACCAGCUGUUCAACAUGAUAAUUCGCCGAUACAGCGAUGAAAGUGGGAACAUGGAUUUUGACAACUACAUCGGCUGCCUCGUGAGGCUGGAUGCCAUGUGCCGUGCCUUCAAAACCCUGGAUAAGGAUAACAACGGGACGAUCAAAGUCGAUGUUAAGGAGUGGCUUCAGUUGACCAUGUACUCUUGAGUCUAGACGACGUCUCUCCUGCGUGUUACACCGACCCACUUUGUUUCUCUACACAGUACAUAAUAUUUUCUCAACCAUCCCUACAACUUCCUGUCAUUCGGCUCAUCCCUUGUGUGUGCAGGUUUCUUUCUGAAUGUUAAUGCAAAUGUUGUGGAUUGUUCACUGUUCCUUUAUACUUGCAAGACACAAUUUAUAUUGUAUUAGCAACCCAGAAAAGCACAAACCUGCACUCACAACGGUAUCCAUAGCUGGGGAUCAAAACAUGAUUCAGGUGCAUAAAGAUGAUAGUAUGCUGAAUUGGUGUCAUUUGGACAGCUUGUUUGGCAUUUGCUUUUGAUCUUCCUCAUGCCUGAGAGGAGGCAGGCAAACAUCAGGCUGUUAUACACAGUGAAAUUUGUAAAAAACCUAAUGUGAAAGCAGGAAGCUCCCGUUGACAUGUGGCUGGUUUCACAAUGAUGCAUGCUGACGUUGGACAAAAAUAAAGACUUUGCACCUUCUGACUUUGCACCUUCUGACUUUGUCACCUGCUGGCAAAAUCAGGAAAGCCUACCUCACUCGUCCCAGUAAAAAGUCUUCCACAAGGCACACAUUUUCUGCUGGAGUCGACAGAGGUUAGCCGUGUGAAGCUGUAGCUUCGUUCACCACCCACAUAGCUGUUUCCACCUAGUAUAUCCUUCUCAGCAUUAUGCAGGCAUGUAUAGGUGAUUGAUGGACAUCUCCAUGUAUCUGCUGUUAUUUUUGUUACACCUCUCGCAUUCAUAUUAGUACAUGGAGCUUAGUGACCUCACGACUCACCUGACUUUAACCUGAGCAGAGGACUUCCCAGCACAAAGCAUAUUUUAAGGUGUUAUGGCUGAGUAAACCUCUGAACAGGUUGAACAUGGGGGGAAUUAUAAUUACUUGAGCUCACCAAAUCCCAUUUACUCAUAAGAAUCACAAGGGUGUGAGUCGUCCCACCCUAACAAGUGCAACAGUAGUGUUGGAGAAAUGGCUUUGAGUCAGUCUGUACACACCUAGUCAGCACAGAGAAGAGGUCUUAUUUGGGUAAAAUAAGUCAACGGGUAAGUGUGGACCACGCCUUUUCAGAGACUUUCAGAUAGACAAAAGCUAGACAGCUUUGUAAAGGUAUGUUUGCUCUAACAGUCCCGUUCAUUAUCCUUGUGAAACCAGCCCCAAGCCCACUGACUGGAGAUUCUUGUUCAUGAAAACAACAAUGUGGGAGAGCUCACCAUUUAGUUUAAAGUUUACAGAAAGUCAGGUAGAUGUGUGACUUAUGAUACACUUGCACCGCAGCCUUUAUUUUGCAUCAGAGUUGCACUGUACUGUAUAUGCAUACAGUACGUGAUGUACAUUAACAUCCCAAGACACAAUGUUCUGUUUGGGCAGGCUAGUAUUUCUCCAUUUUAACAUUCAGUGCUGGUAAUGCAACUUAGCCAUAACACUCCUCUGUACUUC